UGCUACCCGCCUCGACGGGCCCGGGCCGGGAUGGGGUAGGGGCAGCACCACCGACUCGGGCGAUGGGUCGCCCACUAGGCACCCCCCCGAGGCCUGACCGACCGCGAGGACCGGCGGAGGAGCCCCGCCUGGAUGUCUAGCGGAUGCCUCGGUGCCUCCUAGCGGACUCGGUGGGGACCAUGGCUUCGCUGAUGCCCCUCUCCCCUUAUCUAAGUCCCACGGUCCUCCUGCUGGUCAGCUGUGACCUGGGCUUUGUGCGAGCAGACCGGCCUCCAUCUCCUGUGAAUGUGACAGUCACUCACCUCAGAGCCAACUCGGCCACUGUGUCCUGGGACGUCCCAGAAGGCAACAUCGUCAUUGGCUACUCCAUUUCCCAGCAACGACAGAAUGGCCCAGGACAGCGGGUGAUCCGGGAGGUGAACACCACCACUCGGGCCUGUGCCCUCUGGGGCCUGGCUGAAGACAGCGACUACACGGUGCAGGUCAGGAGCAUCGGCCUUCGCGGGGAGAGCCCCCCGGGGCCCCGGGUGCACUUUCGAACUCUCAAGGGCUCUGACCGGCUGCCUUCAAACAGCUCGAGCCCAGGUGACAUCACAGUGGAGGGUCUGGAUGGAGAGCGACCACUGCAGACAGGGGAAGUGGUCAUCAUUGUGGUGGUGUUGCUCAUGUGGGCUGCUGUCAUCGGGCUGUUCUGCCGUCAGUACGAUAUCAUCAAGGACAACGACUCCAACAACAACCCCAAGGAGAAGGGGAAGGGGCCUGAGCAGAGUCCUCAGGGAAGGCCAGUGGGGACAAGACAGAAAAAGUCACCAUCCAUCAACACCAUAGACGUAUGAAUGAAGAAACAGAACCAGAAGAGAGAUGCACUAACAACCUGGGGAUGGGGAUGGGGUCAGGGAGAGCCUAAGAUGGUGAUCAGCCCAAGAUGGAAGGAUCCCACAGUAUCCCAGAAGAUAAUGACACUCCCACAAUCUCAGGCCUGGUACCCAUCCUCUUUCCACUGUGAAUAGGGCCAGAAGGUAGGUCUGUGCCCUGGACUUGGGGAGAGGAUAUCAGAUGGGGUAUGUCUUUCCAUCCCCCAGGUCCAGGGGAGAAUCACUUAUUCAACCCUAUCCCAUUAGGUCCCAAAUGGAGCCCCCGUUUCCCCUGUAUCAGGACUCUCAGCAUUCCCUGCUGCCCCCACAUCUUGCCUCUGGGUCUCAGAGAGGGGUUUCUGUGGGUACUCCCCCUCUCCCAGCAAAUAAAUAAUGACAGACACUGCACUGCACUACUCCAAUGUCUUCCAUGGAGCCUCAGGUGCUCCCUCUCACUUGGUAGCACCCCCAGCUGCUGGUGAUCUCACUCCUUGGACAUUUUUCCAAUAAAGGUUCUUGGACAAAAUGGA
Molecule: messenger RNA, 1384 nt
Organism: Myotis lucifugus (little brown bat)
Lineage: Eukaryota; Metazoa; Chordata; Mammalia; Chiroptera; Vespertilionidae
Gene: FNDC4
Product: fibronectin type III domain containing 4
Exons: 7
Coding region: 144-836 (230 amino acids)
Molecular function (GO): protein binding
Source: RefSeq, a predicted model, not a curated record